AUGGGUUACUACUGCUCCAACUACUACGGCUCUAUCCACUGCCACAACACCGUCUCCCGCUUCGGCGAUAGGUGUCAUCUCUGCGCAGCAUCAAAACGCGGCGCCGCUAUCAAGGAAGGACUCCUCUCUGAAGCUGAGCGCUGGGGAUCGGCCACCCCCCGGUCGACCCAUGGCGAUCGACGGGUUGAGCGGGCCAGUCGUCCGGCCCGGGACUCGCGGGUGAAGAACUGA
Colletotrichum aenigma is the source of this 231-nucleotide messenger RNA. RefSeq lists its product as uncharacterized. The transcript has 3 exons. The record is from RefSeq and is a predicted model, not a curated record. NCBI's taxonomy places the organism in Eukaryota, Fungi, Ascomycota, Sordariomycetes, Glomerellales, Glomerellaceae. The coding region runs from base 1 to 231 and encodes 76 amino acids.